AUGGACUUUGUUUCAGGGUUACCCCUGACUCUAAACAAAAGAGAUUCAAUCUGGGCAAUUGUUGACCGAUUGACCAACUCAACACAUUUCCUUCAUGUCAGAAAUGAUUUCUCUAUGGAGAAGUAUGCGGAGCUGUAUAUCAGAGAAGUUAUUAGAUUGCAUAGAGUGUCUGUUUCCAUCGUUUAUGAUCGAGACCCUCAAUUCACUUCAAGAUUCUGGAAAUCCUUGCAUGAAGCGUUGGGGACUCGCUUAAAUUUUAGUACGGCCUUUCACCCUCAGACUGACGGGAAAUCAGAGAGGAUUUCAAAUCUUGGAAGAUAUGCUGGUUCGGUUGUUUCGGUUUCCUCGAACUUCAGCACUCAGUCUUCAUCACGCGUGCUGGCUGAGAUCGCUGCAAGAGUUGUCGAGGAAGACGACGAUGGUUUCGAGUUUGCAUUCGUGUGUCGAGACCCGAAGAUGUCUCCGGUGUCCGCGGAUGAGAUCUUUUACAACGGACAAAUCAGGCCAACCUAUCCAGUUUCCGACACCAGCUUGCUCAACAACAACAUUUAUCAAACUCAUGAUGUGAAACCACGAUCGCGCCGUUUGCCAUUGAGGGAACUCAUGGGCGAAGAGCGCGAAACAAAUUCAUGUUCAGCGUCGGAAGGCGGUGAACUCGACAGGGUGACGCCGGGGACUUACUGUGUCUGGACACCAAAGGCGGCAACAUCGGCAAAGACCGACGACCCGGGAGAUGCGACAAGAGCGACGGUAAAGACGCAUAUGCUUUCUUCCGGUUGUAACCGAGACGAGAAAGCAGGUGACAUGAGAAGAUCCAUUUUGCCUAACAGGCAGGACCUGGUGGGAAUAUUUUCCAAUAUCAAUGGCUUGAGCAGGAGCUUGCCUCCAUUUUGAACAUGCCAAUAUUAUUGUUUGAGGUUUGCUUUUUUUCUCUCCUCCAUUGUUUGUAUUUGAUAGUUUCUCCUUUAGAAAGUAAAUAUGAUUAAGAUGGGCUCUCAU
Messenger RNA from Hibiscus syriacus, 999 nucleotides. RefSeq lists its product as uncharacterized. Gene Ontology annotation, molecular function: nucleic acid binding. The transcript is spliced from 3 exons. The coding region runs from base 1 to 894 and encodes 297 amino acids. Gene Ontology annotation, biological process: DNA integration. The record is from RefSeq and is a predicted model, not a curated record. NCBI's taxonomy places the organism in Eukaryota, Viridiplantae, Streptophyta, Magnoliopsida, Malvales, Malvaceae.